AUGAGCCAGUCAGCCAGCCAGCGAGUCAGGGAGCCAGCCAGUGAGUCAGUCAGCCAACCAGUCAGCGAGUCAGGGAGCCAGUCAGUCAGUCAGCCAGCGAGUCACAGAGCCAGUCAGCCAGCGAGUCAGGGAGUCAGGGAGUCAGCGAGUCAGGGAGCCAGCCAGCCAGCGAGUCAGGGAGUCAGCCAGCCAGCCAGCGAGUCAGGGAGCCAGCCAGCCAGCGAGUCAGGGAGCCAGCCAGUGAGUCAGUCAGCCAACCAGUCAGCGAGUCAGGGAGCCAGUCAGUCAGUCAGCCAGCGAGUCACAGAGCCAGUCAGCCAGCGAGUCAGGGAGUCAGGGAGUCAGCGAGUCAGGGAGCCAGCCAGCCAGCGAGUCAGGGAGUCAGCCAGCCAGCCAGCGAGUCAGGGAGCCAGCCAGCCAGCGAGUCAGGGAGCCAGCGAGUCAGGGAGCCAGCCAACCAGCGAGUCAGGGAGCCAGCCAGCCAGCGAGUCAGGGAGCCAGCCAGCCAGCGAGUCAGGGAGUCAGCCAGCCAGCGAGUCAGGGAGUCAGCCAGCCAGCGAGUCAGGGAGCCAGCCAACCAGCGAGUCAGGGAGUCAGCCAGCCAGCGAGUCAGGGAGCCAGCCAGCCAGCGAGUCAGGGAGCCAGCCAGCCAGCGAGUCAGGGAGCCAGCCAACCAGCGAACUCAAGCGUGAGACACAAGAGAUACCUUUUCACCCCACCAACUCCACAGCCUCUACCCCUGCCCCACAGCCUCUGCCCCUGCCCCACAGCUCCUACCCCAGCCCCACAGCCUCUACCCCAGCCCCCCAGCCUCUACCCCAGCCCCACAGCCUCUACCCCAGCCCCACAUCUACCCCUGCCCCACAGCCUCUACCCCAGCCCCACAGCCUCUGCCCCACAGCCUCUACCCCAGCCCCACAUCCUCUAACCCAGCCCCACAGCCUCUACCCCAGUCCCACAGCCUCUACCCCAGCCCCACAGUCUCUACCCCAGCCACACAGCCUCUGCCCCACAGCCUCUACCCCAGCCCCACAUCUACCCCUGCCCCACAGCCUCUACCCCAGCCCCACAUCUACCCCUGCCCCACAGCCUCUACCCCAGCCCCACAGCCUCUACCCCAGUCCCACAGCCUCUACCCCAGCCCCAAAGCCUCUACCCUGCCCCACAGCCUCUGCCCCACAGCUUCUACCCCAGCCCCUAACCCAGCCCCACAGUCUCUACCCCAGCCCCACAUCUACACCUGCCCCACAGCCUCUACCCCAGCCCCACAGCCUCUAUCCCAGCUCCACAGCCCCUAACCCAGCCCCACAGCCUCUACCCCAGCCCCACAUCUACCCCUGCCCCACAGCCUCUACCCCAGCCCCACAUCUUCCCCUGCCCCACAGCCUCUACCCCAGCCCCACAGCCUCUACCCCAGCCCCUAACCCAGCCCCACAGCCUCUAUCCCUGCCCCACAGCCUCUACUCCCAGCCCCACAUCUACCCCUGCCCCACAGCCUCUACCCCAGCCCCACAUCUUCCCCUGCCCCACAGCCUCUACCCCAGCCCCACAGCCUCUACCCCACUCCUACCCUGCCCGACAGCCUCUACCCCAGCCCCACAGCCCCUAACCCAGCCCCAGUCUCUACCCCAGCCCCACAGCCUCUGCCCCUGCCCCACAGCUCCUACCCCUGCCCCACAGCCUCUACCCCAGCCCCGCAGCCUCUAUCCCUUCCCCACAGCUCCUACCCCAGCCCCACAGCCCCUAACCCAGCCCCACAGCCUCUACCCCAGCCCCACGGCCCCUAAUCCAGCCCCACGGCCUCUACCCCAGCCCCACAGCCUCUACCCCAGCCACACAGCUCCAGCCCUGGCUCGAACCCUGAUGCCUAAACCCCAGCUCCAGUCCUGGCUCAAACCCUGA
This is a messenger RNA of Oncorhynchus nerka (sockeye salmon), 1902 nucleotides long. RefSeq lists its product as uncharacterized. The record is from RefSeq and is a predicted model, not a curated record. The transcript has 3 exons. NCBI's taxonomy places the organism in Eukaryota, Metazoa, Chordata, Actinopteri, Salmoniformes, Salmonidae. The coding region runs from base 1 to 1902 and encodes 633 amino acids.